Molecule: messenger RNA, 4476 nt
Organism: Myotis brandtii (Brandt's bat)
Lineage: Eukaryota; Metazoa; Chordata; Mammalia; Chiroptera; Vespertilionidae
Gene: GTF3C1
Product: general transcription factor IIIC, polypeptide 1, alpha 220kDa
Exons: 22
Coding region: 1-3603 (1200 amino acids)
Biological process (GO): transcription initiation at RNA polymerase III promoter; 5S class rRNA transcription by RNA polymerase III
Cellular component (GO): transcription factor TFIIIC complex
Molecular function (GO): DNA binding
Source: RefSeq, a predicted model, not a curated record
AUGAUUGAAAGCAGAGAUGUGGACAACCUGGAUGAAUUUCUGAAUGACCCUCUGAAGCAGCACACGCUGAUCCGCUUUCUCCCCAGGCCCAUCCGGCAGCAGCUCCUGUACAAGAGGCGAUACAUUUUUUCAGUGUUGGAGAACCUGCAGAGGCUGUGCUACAUGGGGCUGCUGCAGUUUGGUCCCACAGAAAAGUUUCAGGAUAAAGAUCAGAUCUUCAUUUUCCUGAAGAAGAAUGCGGCUAUCGUUGACACCACCAUCUGCGACCCACAUUACCACCUCGCCCACAGCAGCCGGCCCUUUGAGAGGCGUCUUUAUGUCCUGAAUUCAAUGCAGGAUGUGGAAAACUACUGGUUUGACCUGCAGUGCGUCUGCCUCAACACCCCUCUAGGUGUGGUGCGCCACCCGCGUAACAGGAAGGACAGCAACCCAGAGGACAGCAACCCGGAUCAGGGUGGUGAUGACAAGGACAGUCUGCAGAAGGAGCAGAAGGAGCAGGAGAGCGCCAUCCACAAGCACAACCUGGAGCGCAAGUGCGCCAUGAUGGAGUACUCCACGGGCAGCCGUGAGGUGGUGGAUGAAGGUUUGAUCCCCGGGGAUGGGCUGGGAGCCGCUGGGCUCGAUUCCAGUUUCUAUGGACACCUAAAGCGCAACUGGAUCUGGACCAGCUAUAUCAUCAACAAGGCCAAAAAGGAGAACGCCGCUGCAGAGAAUGGGCUCACGGUGAGGCUCCAGUCUUUUCUGACCAAGCGCACGUUGCCCCUUGGUGCUGGAGGCAAUGGCAGGUUGGAUAUCUGGGGAGAAGCCAGAGCAGGGUCCGAGCUCUGUGUUGACCAGGAUGAGCAGUUUGAGAUUGACCAAGAGCCCACGCUGGACAGGAAUCAGAGAGUGAGGGGUGGCAAGAACCAGAAGCGGAAACGGCUGAAGAAGGACCCUGGAAAGAAGAUGAAGAGAAAGAAGAAAGAAGAAGUCCAGGAAGAAAAAAGCAAAAGUCUGCGUUACCAUGAUGAGGCCGACCAGAGCGCCCUGAAGAGGAUGACCCGGCUGCGUGUCGUGUGGUCCAUGCAGGAAGACGGGCUGCUCAUGCUCUGCCGAAUUGCCAGCAACAUCCUCAACACCAAGGUGAAGGGCCCGUUCGUCCCCUGGCAGGUCGUGCGGGACAUUCUGCACGCUACCUUUGAAGAGUCUUUGGAUAAGACCUCUCAUUCGGUUGGCCGAAGAGCUCGCUACAUAGUCAGAAACCCACAAGCCUACAUGAACUACAAAAUAGAAACAGGCCCAGGGAGAGUAGAUGAGUUGUCCAUGGCCCAGGGAGUUGGCAGUGAAGUGAGAACGGUGUGUGCCAACGAGUUUAAAGAAUUCGUGGAGAAGCUUAAAAAGAAGUUUAGCUCUUCCUUAAAGAAUCCUAACCUUGAAAUCCCAGACACACUCCAGGAGCUGUUUGCCAGAUACCGAGUUUUGGUGAUUGGAGACCAAAAAGAUCAAGGAAGGAAGGAGGACAAACUUAAUAGCAUGGAUGACAUCCACUACCUGGUGCUCCAGAACCUGAUCCAGAGCACGCUGGCCCUCUCCGACAGCCAGAUGAAGUCCUGCCAGUCAUUCCAGACGUUCCGCCUGUACCAGGAGUAUAAGGACCAGAUCCUGUGCAAGGCCUUCGUGGAGUGCCAGAAGAGGAGCUUGGUCAACCGGCGCCGCGUCAACCACACGCUGGGCCCAAAGAAAAACCGGGCCUUGCCCUUCGUGCCAAUGUCCUACCAGCUGUCCCAGAGCUACUACAAGAUCUUUACAUGGCGAUUUCCGAGCACCAUCUGCACCGAAUCGUUCCAGUUCUUCAACAAAAUCCGGGCUGCCGGCAAGUUGGACCAGCCUGAUAAUUUUUCCUUCAAAGACCAGGAUAGUAACGACUCCCCAGAUGACCUGGUGGCAUUUUCUUUGGACGGCCCUGGGGGACACUGUGUGGCCGCCCUGAGCCUCUUCUCUUUGGGCCUCAUUUCCGUGGAUGUCAGGAUCCCCGAGCAGAUCGUGGUGGUGGACAGCUCAAUGGUGGAGAACGAGGUCAUUAAGAGCCUGGGGAAGGACGGCGCCUUGGAAGAGGAUGAGGACGAAGAGGAAGACUUGGACGAAGACCCGGGGGGCAAGCGCCGGAGCAUUGAGGUGAAGGCCCCCCAGGCCUCCCACACCAACUACCUGCUGAUGAAGGGCUACUGUGCCCCCGGCAUCGUCAGCACCCGAAACCUCAACCCCAACGACAGCAUCGUGGUGAACUCCUGCCACGUGAGGUUCCGGCUCCGCUGCAGCCCCAAGCCCACCCAUCUCAGGUCCACUGCCCCUGCUCUGGAAGAGCUGACAGUGGGAACCUCCUGCCUCCCUGGCACGUUCACCAGGCUGAUCCACCGCCGGGAGGACACCUGCAGCUUGGAAGAGUUUGUGCACCAGGUGGCGCUGUCUGGCUAUAAACCUGCCGACGUGUCUGCCGCCUUGGAGGUCCAGGGGGCCAUUGCGGCCACGGGAUGCUUUGGGGUGGACAAGGCGGAGCUGAGGAGACGCUUCUCCGCCUUUGAGAGGGCAGAUGGUGAGCGCACCAAGACCUUCACAGACUACGUGCAGGACCUCUUGGAGCGACAUCAGGUGCUGGAAGUCGGCGGCAACUCCGUUCGCCUGGUGACCAUGGCCUCUGCCCAGCCCUGGCUCCUGCACUCGGUGCGGCUGAGAGGGAAAGAAGAGGACACAGAAACUCAAAGAGAAGACCCCCAGGCCAAACCCCCGGAGGGGCCUUCCGGAGAGGACGACCCUGAGAGGCAGGCACCACCUUCUCAGGGCUCCCAGGGCAGCAAGAGGCGUGCCAGCUGGGCCAGCACCGACCCGGUCAUUCCAAGCGGGGAGACCGACCCCGAGAGCACCCAGGGGCCCCCAGCCAAGAGGCCCACGCUCCAGGACGUGCGCUUGGGCCCCAGCCCCAGGGCAGAGGAGGGGGCAGAAACGCCGGCACCUGCUCUUCCUGUAGCUCCUGAAGACACAGGUGCAGGGGACCCCCUCCCAGGAGCAUCAGAAGCCAGACAGGAGGACCAGGAGGGAGUCAGGGUACCCGGCUCCACAGGCCAAGAGCAGCUGAGCUGUCAGGCCCAGCCCCCAGAGGGUUCGGAAGACGCGAGAGGUUCGGCAGAGAGUGGUGCGGCCGGCAGUGUCUCCCGGGCAGCACGGGACUGUGAGAGCAUCUGCUUCAUCAGCCGCCCCUGGCGCAUCGUGGACGGCCACCUGAACACGCCGGUGUGCAAGGGCAUGAUGGAGGCCGUGCUGUACCACAUCAUGAGCAGGCCUGGCAUCCCGGAGAGCUGCCUGCUGCAGCACUACCAGGGCGUCCUGCAGCCCAUCGCCGUGCUCGAGCUGCUCCAGGGCCUGGAAUUCCUCGGCUGCAUUAAGAAGCGCUUGCUAAAGCCCACGGCCGUCUCGCUCUUCUCCAAACCCGUGGUGGAAGAGGCCGAGCCGCCCUCCAGCCUGAGCGAGAGUUGCAUGGUGUUCUAUGAGCCCACGCUGGACUGCACCCUCCGGCUGGGCCGCGUGUUCCCCCACGAGGUCAACUGGAACAAGUGGAUCCACCUGUGAGGCACCUGUGGCCACCAGGCCCCUCCCAUCCAGGCGCUGCCUCCAGGGGUGGGGGCGAGCUCCCCUGGGGAGGGGCCUUUUGCCUUCCCUGAGGUGGCCUGGAACUCAGGAAGAGACCACCCGCCUGCUGUCUGCCCGACUGGCCCGGGAACCCUGGAGUUGUAGGGAGCGGCUGCAUGGAGACUUCGGCCCCUGCCCUUGCUCUCCCUCUUGUUGCCGGGCCUUGGCCGUCACUGCAGACACGUUUCUGCUGCCAGUGAGCUGCCUGCUGUUCUCUCUGAAGCCUCUUGGGUGGUGUGAGUCUGAAAGGCCCCAGCAAACUUCUCCACAGGUUUCCGAGGUGUCUGCCAUUGAGGAACUGCGCUACUUGUCUGGGCCCCGAGCCUCCUGUAUGGACCUGAGUUGUCAGCUGCUGGCCUGUGGGGGUCCUGAGCUCUGGGCUUGGGUUUGCCCUGUCCGUGCACACCUUGUGUCCCGGAUCCCAGCACACGGCAAACUCCCUGGCUCCCAGGAGCCCAAGUGCCCCUGAGCACUGGGGCCUUGUGGGGACACGUCACAGAAUAGAGCUGUGAGCCCUGCCGCCCCGGGCCCCGCAGAGACUUACUCCUGUCCAGGCAGGACGUCUGAGCCCUGGGGCUGGGACUGGCCCCCCAAUAGAGGAGCCUGCAGGCCCCUUUUUAGCCUGGGAAGCCCCCUGGCAGGCCUCCAGCUGGGUGGACACGCCCUCCUGCUGGCAAGAAACCCAGAGAUUCUGUAGGUUUGGGGUUUGUUUCAUUUUUCAACAUCUUUCUUCAUUUAAAAAAAGAAAGAAAAAUCGUUUGGCAUGUGUUUAUUUAUUGUUCAAUUACAGUGAAGUAAAAUACAUUUAGUUUU